This is a messenger RNA of Pseudozyma flocculosa PF-1, 2802 nucleotides long. RefSeq lists its product as uncharacterized. The record is from RefSeq and is a predicted model, not a curated record. The transcript is spliced from 2 exons. Gene Ontology annotation, cellular component: nucleus; MCM complex. Gene Ontology annotation, biological process: mitotic DNA replication initiation; DNA strand elongation involved in DNA replication; double-strand break repair via break-induced replication. Gene Ontology annotation, molecular function: single-stranded DNA helicase activity; ATP binding; single-stranded DNA binding. Lineage: Eukaryota; Fungi; Basidiomycota; Ustilaginomycetes; Ustilaginales; Ustilaginaceae. The coding region runs from base 1 to 2802 and encodes 933 amino acids.
AUGACGCAACCGGCGAGCGAGAUCAACUUCGAGGUGCCCGUCCUCCAGGACGACCUGCUGCGCGACCGUGCCCGCGUCUUUGCCGAGUUUCUCGACGAUGAGACGUCCAUGACCAACUACCGCGACGCCGUGCGGAGGAUGCUGCGCGUCGACGCCCGCCGCCUCAUUGUCAACCUCGACGACGUCCGCUCCUACAACCGCGAGUUUGCAACGGGCCUCCUCAACGAGCCCAACGAAUACCUGCCGGCGUUUGACGCCGCCCUCUAUUCGCUCGUCGAGACGCUCGCCGUGUCGAUGAAGGCCGACGUCGUCGGCAAGCAGUACUACAUCGGUCUGCGCGGCAGCUUCGGCGACCACCACGUCAACCCGCGCACCCUCCGCUCCAUCCACAUUGGCAAGAUGAUGAGCCUCGAGGGCAUCGUGACGAGGUGCUCGCUCGUGCGCCCCAAGAUCCUCAAGUCGGUCCACUACUGCGAGGCGACGACCAACUUCCACCAGCGCGAGUACCGCGACGCCACCAUGUACGGCACGCUGCCGCCCUCGUCGACCGUGUACCCGACCGAGGACGAGGAGGGCAACCGCCUCACGACCGAGUACGGCCACAGUGUCUUCCGCGACCACCAGAUGAUCUCGAUCCAGGAGAUGCCCGAGCGGGCGCCGCCGGGCCAGCUGCCGCGCAGCAUCGAGGUCGUCAUGGACGACGACAUGGUCGACCGCUGCAAGCCGGGCGACCGCAUCCAGCUCGUCGGCAUGUACCGCAGCCUCGGCAACCGCGUCGGACAGAGCUCCUCGUCCACCUUCCGCACCCUCAUGGUCGGCAACAACCUCAACCUGCUUUCGUCCAAGGCCGGCGGCGGCAUCGCCCAGGCGCACAUCACCGACACCGACAUCCGCAACAUCAACAAGAUCGCCAAGCGCAAGAACGUCUUCCACCUGCUGUCGCAGUCGCUGGCGCCGUCCAUCUACGGCCACGACUACAUCAAAAAGGCGGUGCUGCUGCUGCUGCUCGGCGGCGCGGAAAAGAACCUGCCCAACGGCACCCACAUCCGCGGCGACAUCAACAUCCUGAUGGUGGGCGACCCCUCGACGGCCAAGUCGCAGAUGCUGCGCUUCGUGCUCAACACGGCGCCGCUGGCCAUUGCCACGACGGGCCGAGGCUCGAGCGGCGUCGGUCUGACGGCCGCCGUCACGACGGACAAGGAGACGGGCGAGCGCCGGCUCGAGGCGGGCGCCAUGGUGCUGGCCGACCGGGGCGUGAUUUGCAUCGACGAGUUUGACAAGAUGAGCGACAUUGACCGGGUGGCCAUCCACGAGGUCAUGGAGCAGCAGACGGUGACUAUUGCCAAGGCGGGCAUCCACACCAGCCUCAACGCGCGCUGCUCGGUGGUGGCGGCGGCCAACCCGAUCUACGGCCAGUACGACGUGCACAAGGACCCGCACAAGAACAUUGCGCUGCCCGACUCGCUGCUGUCGCGCUUCGACCUGCUGUUUGUCGUGACCGACGACGUCGACGAGCAGCGCGACCGGAUGAUUUCCGAGCACGUGCUGCGCAUGCACCGCUACCUGCAGCCAGGGCUCGAGGAGGGCACGCCGGCCAUUGACAAUCUCGACCAGGCGCUCGACGUGGGCGCGCCCGAGGGCACCGACGCCGACGGCGCCGCCAUGCUGGGCGACACGUCGCCGUUUGAAAAGUACAACCCACUCCUUCACUCGGGCGUGACGGCCUCGGGCGGACGCGGGACCAGCGGCAAGAAGGAGGUGCUGUCGAUCGCGUUUGUCAAGAAGUACAUCCAGUUUGCCAAGUCGCGGGUGAUGCCGGUGCUGACCAAGGGAGCGGCCGAGUGGAUCGUCAACGUCUACUCGAACCUGCGCAACGACGAGCUGUCGGGCAACCAGAAGCGGACGUCUCCGCUGACGGCGAGGACGCUCGAGACGCUGAUCCGGCUUGCGACGGCGCACGCCAAGAGCCGGCUGAGCAGCAAGGUCGAGGAGCGCGACGCCGAGGCGGCCGAGGAGAUUCUGCGGUUCGCGCUGUUCAAGGAGGUGGUGGGCAGCUCGAAGCGGGGCGCCCACAAGCGGCGGCGCACCGACCGCGGCUCGCGCAGCCCCAUCAGCGAUGACGAAGACGACUCGGACAACGACUCGGACGGCGGCGCGGCAGGCGCGACGGAUCACGGCUUCCGAGGUUUGCAGACCAACGGACGGGCGACGAGGAGCGGCGGACGCAACGGCGACGCCAAUGGCAACGGCAACGGCAACGGCGGGCGCGGCGGCGACGCUGACGAUGACGACGACGACGACGACGAGGACGAGGACGCGAGCGGUGCCUACGUCGACGGAAGCCAGCCGCGGUCGCGUCCGGGGCGCAGCUACGGGACGAGAGGAGCCACGUCGUCGCAGCGGCCCAAGCCCGGGCUGGUGGGACCAGGCGGCAUGGACGACGAUCAGGACGCGGCGAUGGACGAUGCCGACGAGAUCGAGGCGAUGCGCGAGGCCGAAGCGGCGGCGGCGGCGGCCGCAUCGUCUGGUUCUGCGGGUCAUUCACAGCAGCAGCAGGCGGCGUCGCGCGCGCUGUCCGAGGAGCGGCUGGGCGAGUUCAAGGGCCUGCUGGCGGACCUGCUGGCGUCCGGGGGCCGUCUGGCCGAGGAGGAUAUGGUUUCGCUCGAGGAUCUGCUGCCGAUGAUCAACGCGGGGAUGCGGACCGAGGCGCUGUUUGACUCGCGCGAGGCGAGGCAGGCGCUCGAGGCCAUGAACGACGUCAACGAGGUGAUGUUCAGCGACGGCGUCGUCUACCGGAUCUGA